Molecule: messenger RNA, 6813 nt
Organism: Rhineura floridana
Lineage: Eukaryota; Metazoa; Chordata; Lepidosauria; Squamata; Rhineuridae
Gene: GLS
Product: glutaminase
Exons: 15
Coding region: 100-1857 (585 amino acids)
Biological process (GO): L-glutamine catabolic process
Molecular function (GO): glutaminase activity; protein binding
Source: RefSeq, a predicted model, not a curated record
GCGGGGCCCGCUGGGUGUGUGAGCAAAGCGCGGUCGGCUGGCGGUGGCUGGGGCACUCUCUCUCCUUUCCGCCGAGGGAAAGAGGCCGAGCGGCGCAGAAUGAUGCGGGUCCGGAGCCCUGCGUUGCUGAGGGAUCUGCUGCGGUUCAGCCAGAGCGGCGCGGUGGCCGUUGGCGGUGGCGGAUUUGGCUGUUGCCAUCGUCCGGUGCUGAGGCGGCUGCAUCUCGCUUUGCCCGCCGUGGCCGGCUGCCGUCCACCCAUACGGCUAGCGCCAGGCGGCAGCGGCGCACGCUCCUUAUGUACCCCGUCAGAGGAGAUCCUGGAGGGAGCGGGCAAGGGCCCUCCGCAGCAGCAGCUGCAGGAGCAGGCGGCUCCAUCCACGGAAAAGCCCGCCCCGGCAGCUACCAAUAACAGCCACAGCAAAGAAGCAGGCGGCUUGGGGGAAAAUAAGACAAAGCAAGGUCUCUUGCCUAGCUUGGAAGAUUUGUUGUUUUAUACUAUUGCGGAAGGUCAAGAAAAAAUACCAGUUCACAAGUUCAUCACGGCUCUGAAAUCUACAGGUUUACGAACAUCUGACCCAAGACUGAAAGAAUGCAUGGAUAUGCUAAGAUUAACUCUUCAAACAACAUCAGAUGGUGUCAUGCUUGAUAAAGAUCUCUUUAAAAAGUGUGUCCAAAGCAACAUUGUCUUACUUACUCAGGCUUUUAGGCGAAAGUUUGUCAUUCCAGAUUAUAUGUCAUUUGCCUCCCACAUUGAUGAGCUGUAUGAAAAUGCUAAAAAACAAUCUGGAGGACAGGUUGCUGACUAUAUUCCACAACUGGCUAAAUUCAGUCCUGACUUGUGGGGAGUGUCUGUCUGUACAGUCGAUGGACAGAGGCAUUCUGUUGGGGAUACCAAAGUUCCAUUUUGUCUUCAGUCCUGUGUAAAGCCUUUGAAGUAUGCUGUUGCUGUUAAUGACCUUGGCACGGAAUAUGUACACAGAUAUGUUGGUAAAGAGCCUAGUGGACUAAGAUUCAACAAAUUGUUUCUCAAUGAAGAUGACAGGCCACACAAUCCUAUGGUGAAUGCUGGAGCAAUUGUGAUCACUUCCUUGAUCAAGCAAGGAGCAAAUAAUGCUGAGAAAUUUGACUAUGUGAUGCAGUUCAUGAAUAAUAUGGCUGGAAAUGAAUAUGUUGGGUUCAGUAAUGCCACGUUUCAGUCUGAAAGAGAGAGUGGAGACCGAAACUUUGCAAUAGGCUAUUAUUUGAAAGAGAAAAAGUGUUUUCCAGAAGGCACAGAUAUGGUUGGCAUAUUGGACUUCUACUUCCAGCUGUGUUCCAUAGAAGUGACUUGUGAGUCGGCCAGUGUAAUGGCAGCAACAUUGGCUAAUGGAGGAUUUUGCCCAAUCACUGGCGAGAGAGUGCUGAGUCCGGAAGCAGUUCGAAACACUCUGAGUUUAAUGCAUUCCUGUGGCAUGUAUGACUUCUCAGGACAGUUUGCCUUCCAUGUUGGUCUUCCUGCAAAAUCAGGAGUUGCUGGUGGCAUUCUCCUGGUUGUUCCCAAUGUUAUGGGGAUGAUGUGCUGGUCACCUCCUCUGGACAAGAUGGGCAACAGCGUUAAGGGGAUACACUUUUGUCAUGAACUGGUUUCUUUGUGCAAUUUCCAUAAUUAUGAUAACUUGAGGCACUUUGCAAAGAAGCUUGAUCCUCGCAGGGAAGGUGGUGAUCAACGGCAUUCCUUUGGACCAUUGGACUAUGAGAGUCUUCAGCACGAACUUGCAUUAAAAGAGACUGUGUGGAAAAAAGUGUCACCCGAGUCAAAUGAGGACAUCUCCACUACUGUAGUGUAUAGAAUGGAAGGUCGGGGAGAGCAAAACUAAAGGAAUGGGCUCUAGUUUCAGAGAGUUUGCUUUUAUCUUUAAACAUGCUCCAGUUUCUCUAGAUUGCAGUUCCAGAUAAUUUAGUUUUGUUUUUGGUGUUUUGUAAAUAUUGCUUGAGAUACCAAAAAUUAGUAUCUAAUGUAAUACAAAUUGCUUUAAUUGCUUUUUCAGAAAGCAAAUUGGAAAAAAACAUGAAAAAGUGUGUUGUCUAAACUUGCUGUUGUGUCAUGCCUAAGGACUGAAUUCAGAAGGGAAUUUCUAGGGGUAUUGAAAAAAUACAGAAACCUUUCUAGGUAUAACUGUUAAAGGCAUAACUGUUACAAAGAAAAUUGGAGCAAUAGGUAUAGGAAAUUUCAUACCCAAAUCAUAUAUUUUUUAUAAGUGGAUACAUUUUACCGUUAAGGUUUGGUUGGAUUUUAGCACACAACAAUCGUUUCUUAGAUUUUUCUCUGUUCUGUUCUUAAGGACCUUAAUCCUUCAGUUGCUUUCAAUGUAAGCAAAUAUAUGCAAAGUCAUCCAUUCAAUUUGUACAGCACUGGAAAAAGCUGAAAAUGAACUGAGGUGACAGGACUCUUUGUAUCAAUCAUUUUGUAACAAUAUGUAGAAAUAUAGUUUAAACAAUAUAACAUGCUUAUAAAUAUUGGAACGUAUUACAGCGUAGAAAAGCAUUGAUAGUAAGCCCAAGUAAAUAUUCUAAUAGCAGCAUAUUGGAAAACUGCUUGUAUUGAGCCUUUGAUUUCCAAAAGCUGAUUGAAACAAUUGUUGAGGCACCAAAAUUGAGAUAUUUACUCUAGAUUCUACCUAAAGCAUACCAUGAAUGAAUAAAUAACAAUAGGUGCACUAAGUAUGUAUUUAAUAAUGUUGCAAAUAAAAUCACAAGUAGCAGUGGGGGUGUAGCACAGUUGAUUUCACGCUAGAUCCUUUUAACACUACUGAGGUAUUGUUUUUCUCCCAUUACCUGAAAAUGUAUUAAGUGCUUUUUGGAACCUCUAAUUUCUAUGUAAGCAAGAGGAAAGAGCCUGGGGUGGUCAAAAUGCUUUGCAUGUAGAAGGGCCCAGAUUCAGUCUGGGAGGUGCUGCUUAGUUUGGCCUUACUGAGGUAGAUGGACUGAUGGUCUGACUUGGUGUUAGACAACUUCCUGUGCAGUUAGCAGUGCCCUUCCACAUGGUUGAGAUCAUCUUAUAAUGCCUGUUCACAAGAAAGUGGCAUUCAGCAAAUGCUCUUUCCCGUUCUAAUUGAAAGCUUCCAGUUCACAAGCUUUGCCUGUUUUAUUGCUUCUGUGGUCAGUGUUGCUGAACGAUUAGUGAGUGAUUAUCACUUAUUUAGUCAGCUUCUGUUCCUGUUGUAUGUGUGAAUUAAAUUAGUGCUAUAAUUAGUGCUUAGUGAAAGAAAAGAGGGGGGGAGCAAGAAUGGCAAGAGACCCAGUAAUUUAACUUUUCUUCUCCUCUCUACCCCACCCCCAUUGGGGAGCAAAGCACAGGAGCGGCUGGAGGGAAGGGGUGACACUGUGUAUCUGGCUUCCUGUCAGCAGUGUCAAUGCGCUUUCCAGGAGAAAGAAAGAUCGGGGUGUGUAGGUUAGCACUGUGGGAGUGCUGCAUUGGCUCUUCUGAUGUGCCUAACCACCACCCACCUCCUCACUGCCUCUCCUCAAUUCCUAGCACUAAGUGCAGCAACCCCCGACAGGAGACUAAGUAUGCAGCAGCAGCCCUCCCUGCCUUCCACUCUGGUAAAAAUGGACUAAAUAAAGGGCAAUUCAUCUCCAGCUGCUGACCAGGGACGCAAUAAAAUAGCCUGGAUCUGCGACCAGGAAGCUUUCUGUUGAAAAGUACAAUUCCCUCUAAAAGUUCCAGCAGUGAUUUAUCAGUGCACAAUUGAUGGUGCUGCAAUUGUAUUUUACAGCAAAUAAAUUCACAACAAAUCAGGUCUGGGCAAAGCACAGGAGGAUAUCACAAAAGCUGUGCUGAUUCCCUAUAAAAAGUGAGUGAACAAGAGAUGUCAAUUCCAGAGGAAAGGGUUAGUGUGGAAGCAACCUACCUCUUUGAUCUAGAACAGGCUAAGAAAGUAGACUGAUCCACUUGUCUCCCACUAGUGCCUGUGGGUUACUGGGAUUCUUGCAAAGAAUGCUGGAUUGAGUGGUUGUUGGUCUUAUCAUGUAAGGCAUUUCUCAAUCAAAGUAGAUCACUGGUUAGCUUUCUUAAUGCACAUGGUUAUUCCUAAACUAUUAGGGGAUCCUAAGUAUUAAGUCUGUCUUUGUAAGCUUAAAAUGGGUUGGUCUAUCACACAAGAAGAAAGCAAUCCUAUCCCUGUCCUAGAUAAGGGACAUUCAGACUUUCAUGUGGGAAGGGGGACAAGGGAAAAAGGCAGCAUAUGUAACUAAAGGCCUGCUGUAGAUAGGUGUUUAUGUGUAUACGUCAUCCUCCUUGGGAAGAGAGUGUUUCCAUCUUCUGACAGCUUGUGCAUUUCCUCCUCAGUGAUUUAGAAGGUCCUGUAGGUCCUUUUAAUGUAAAAUCUUCUCUUACAGAGGAGACAGUCACAAGCCCAAGACUCAUACCAGUCAAUCCCAAGAAAGUAAAAUAUUGUCCAUGCAGGCCCUCAGAUAAACAUGGGGUGUGUGUGUCUAUUUUAUGGGGGAUGUGUGUGGUGACUGAUGGACCUAAUCAACAAGAAAGAGUAGGACCAUAAUAGCUCUGGGAUAUGCUUUAAAAGUCUUUGAAAAAAGGAGUGCUGCAAAUUAAAAUAACAAAAACCAAAACUAUGCACAAAUCAAUUCCAUGAACUCCUGAAUGAUCAAUCAGCACAACUGUUGGGGUAGAGAAAUGUGGCACUCAAAGCCUCCUAUAUUGUAAUGACUGGGAGGACCUGAAUAAUCAUAUUUGGACUGGAAGGUGUUGGGUGCCUGUCACAUUUGGAUUGGUAGGGCUGCCUUUUAAAGACAGUCUGGAAAAUUUAGCUGCCAUAAAAUUCAGCCACUAGAAUGUUUGUAGAGGCUAGGCAGUUUGAACACAUUAGACCAAUUUUAUAUCAGUUGCGUUGGUUAUCCACUUGUUUCUGGGUUCAAUUUAAGUGUUGUUCGAAGGACCUCCUACACCUAUAUGGAUCUCCCUGGGUCAUUAUGUGGACCUUGCAGGUCAGGCUGUCUGGCCCACUACUAAGGCUGAUCAGAUCAGUGGAUAUUGGGACAAGGCCUUCUCAGUAGUGGCCCCACACUUACAGAAUUCCGUUUCCUAAGAACUGUGCUUGGCCCCUUCCCUUGUGGUAUUUUUAUACUGCUGAACUUUUUGUUGAUUCUGUUGCUGGCCCCCUAUAAUUUUAGUUUAUGCUGUUUUAUAUUUAGUUGUUUUUAUUGUAAGCUGCUUUGUGAUGGCUUUCCAUAAAAGGUUGGUGGUGGCAAUUAAUAUUGUCCUUUUUUCUUUCUGUGGAGCUGGGUGCUUCCUGGAGAGAGGUGAUAAGAAGUGGACUUGUGUUAGUUUGCAUACUCCCCCACUCUCCUGCAUAUUUCUCUCCCCACUUUGAGAAAGGCGAGUCUGCACAAGAUUUAGCAUGGAGGAUAGCUCAUAAAUAUGAGACCAUGAAACCAUUAAUUUAUGUGGUAUGGAAAGUGUUGCUAAGAGUGGGUUUCAGUUUUUUUGAGGUAUACAUCAGGAUGGAGACAAUUCUCUCCUGUCCCAACAGCACCAUUACUACUUUCCUGGGCUCUUCAUUUCAGUUCUUUACAAAAUAAGCAUCUCUGAAGCAUUUGCUGAUCUUUGGUGUCCUUGGCAUGGUUGUAUUUAGGAAGCCCUCCUUAACUUGCUUCAAUAGAUAGUAAAGGAAAGUGUUAAUUUAGUAAGUUAGGGUUGUAUCCAACAAAGCCAUCCUGUUUGUGGAAGAAUUUCUACUUGCACAAUGAAGCUGUGCCCCAACCCUGUAGAGCAAAUUUGAGGGGGGAGGCUGCAGGGAGAGAGAGGGAAACUUCCAUUGUGCAAGUGGCUUUUGUGAAUGGGUGAUUUCGGUGGAUAUAACCCAUAAUGUCUGGGCCAGUAUGACAACCUAGAUCAUCCAUGAUGAAGAAUUUUCAUACACAAGUUAGUGCUGUGUACACAAGCGGAGACAAGCUUGAGUGAAGGCUCAGGUUUGUGUGCUCUCCCUCCUCUUCCUCCUCCUGUACAGCCACGAGAAGAACUUCUACAGCAUUUAGUUUCACUUUCUGUGAAUCCUGGCUUGUCUUAAUGUACAAACCAGAAGUCAUGGUUUAAAACGUUUAAACUUUGGUUAGCUAAACUAGCUGGUUUGUUUUGAAACUGACCAGAAUUUGUUAUCCGGUUUGUAUGUAAGAACAAGCCAAGGAUCAUGGAAAGUGAAACUAAAUGCUGCAGGGGAAGGAGGAAGGGUGCAGACUGAUACUCCAUCUUGUACACAUAGUGCUAUGGUUUAGUAUUAUGUGUGCACAAAAUCUUUGACAAUAGUUUUCUCUGCAUCUUUGCAAAAGAAAGUGUAAUGUGAAUGAGCAUUUUGGCCAGUCUAGGUUUUGCAGUCAUGCUAAAGACCUGUUGAAGCACCUCACGUAUGGAAAUGCCCAUGUGACCGUAUAAAAUAGGAUGUGACCUCAGCCUAAUGGGCCUGAUUAUAUUCAGCAGCAGCUACAUUCCGGUGGAAAUCUGUCACAUGAGCAAGAUCACAAAUAUUGUAUUAAGCGCUGCAAAAUAUUAAAUGUUUUUGCCUAAAUAUUCUUAAUAAAGCUUAAUGUACUUUUGUGUUCACGGCAAUACCAGUUCUUGAUAUUCAAGCAUUUUACUUGUCGUAUUUUUUCUUUUUCUUUUGUUGGCAUCAUUAAUGCUCCUUUGGAAAUGUAAAAGCAUUUAAACUUUGCUUUGGCAUGUGUUGUAUGCUUUUGCUUCAGUUGAAGUGAUAUAUCAUGUGCCCCAUUUUUCGUUUGCAUUGUAUGUUAUUUAUGUAUCUUAAGCACAUACCCUUUUG